AUGUUGUUUCUCAUUGAUGUCCUUUGGGGUUUAGGGCAAUUGAAAAAUUGCAUCACAGUGCAGAGCCAAGUUGCUGAAGCUCGGAACAAGCGCUUUGGCCCUGCUCACCGUGAGACUGUUCAGGCUAUGGCGAAAUUGGCUCAUUCAUCCUGGUUAAAUGGCCGAUAUGCUGAGUCUCUUCGCGUGCUGGAAGGGACUGCAAGAGCUUCAGGGGAGGCAUUGGGUCCUGAAGACCCCGAUACAUUGGCCGCCCUGGAUCACCUUGGAGUAACCUUGGGUUCAUGGCAGAAGCGAGGCCAACUCGUAGACUCUAACGACCAUGAGCAAUUUGGCGAUGGCCCUUGUACGAAAUGCGUUAAGGAAAAGCAGGGUAAGGAACAUCCGUACACCUUGUGGGCGCUCUGCUACCUUUCAAAGAACCUCGGUGAAACGGAGGAUAUGCUUGUGGGUGGGAUUGCAGCAGGCAAACGUAGCCUUGGUGAUGAGCACCUGGUGCUUAAUGGGAUGGAUGUGGGGAGCUUGAACGGAUAUACGCACGGCAAGGGCGCCUAG
Molecule: messenger RNA, 552 nt
Organism: Blastomyces dermatitidis ER-3
Lineage: Eukaryota; Fungi; Ascomycota; Eurotiomycetes; Onygenales; Ajellomycetaceae
Exons: 3
Coding region: 1-552 (183 amino acids)
Molecular function (GO): protein binding
Source: RefSeq, a predicted model, not a curated record